Messenger RNA from Leptopilina boulardi, 1107 nucleotides. RefSeq lists its product as uncharacterized. The record is from RefSeq and is a predicted model, not a curated record. The coding region runs from base 55 to 714 and encodes 219 amino acids. The transcript is spliced from 5 exons. Lineage: Eukaryota; Metazoa; Arthropoda; Insecta; Hymenoptera; Figitidae.
CCAUAGAAAGCGUUGCAGUUCACCUGAGAUCGUAGUUAGAAACAAGAAAAAAAAAUGUUGCGGUUUUUAGUUGUUGGAGCGCUAAUCGCUCUUUCUUCGGCACAAUUUCAGCCACAACCAAGCGGAAAAAUUUUAGUGCCACCUGAACCAAAACUUUGUGCUCAAAGACAAAUUCACGCGAGAUAUAAUUCAAAGGGCUAUUACUUCUCAUGGGCCGAUCCACGAACACAGGGACAAGAAUCCGAUUGGCUUACGGCUAGAAACUUUUGCAGAGAACGUUGCAUGGAUCUUGUUUCUUUGGAAACUUCAAAUGAAAAUGAAUUCAUCAAGAAACAUAUUGUAAACAAUAACGUUAAGUACAUCUGGACUUCCGGUCGUCUUUGUGACUUCAAAGGAUGCGACAGACCCGAUCUUCUUCCAUCCAAUAUUAACGGUUGGUUCUGGACCGCUGAACUUCAAAAAUUGGCACCAUCCAAUGUUCGCCAUCAAAACGAUUGGUCUGCAAGUGGAGGAAUUGGACGACCUCAGCCUGAUAAUCGUGAAGCAAUUCAAGGAGGAGCACCCGAAAAUUGUCUCGCGAUUCUUAAUCAAUUUUACAAUGACGGUGUUAAUUGGCACGAUGUUGCUUGUCAUCAUAAAAAACCAUGGGUUUGUGAAGAAAAUGACGCACUCUUGAAAUAUGUUCGUUACAACAAUCCCAAUUUACGUGUUUAAAAGUUUUAAUUAAUUUUUUUUUAAAAACUUAAUUAAGACUGCGUUAUUAAUGACAUUUUUUUUCAAACAAUUUCUUUUUUUUGUUUUGUAAAAGAAUUUUUAUUGUUUUUUAUUUUUAGAUGAGUUCAAAUUUUUCAUUUAAGCUAAGUGACUGAGUAGUUGUGUACAAAUAAUGUAUUUAUUGCAAAAGGUGGACAUCGAUAAUUUGUUUGUUUUUUUUAUUAUUAUCGUCUGUUAAUGUGUGUUUCCUUUUUUUUUUCAAGUAACUGAAUUAUUAUUAGAGAAUAUAACAGUCAAUUAAAUGAACUAUUUAUGUUGUAUGAAUGCUGUACUGAAUUCUACUCUUCAGAAUGAUUUUUCUUUAUUAGUAAAUAUUUUUUCUUCUUUAAGAAA